This is a messenger RNA of Gastrolobium bilobum, 1280 nucleotides long. RefSeq names its product transcription factor bHLH106-like. The record is from RefSeq and is a predicted model, not a curated record. The coding region runs from base 9 to 698 and encodes 229 amino acids. Lineage: Eukaryota; Viridiplantae; Streptophyta; Magnoliopsida; Fabales; Fabaceae. Gene Ontology annotation, biological process: regulation of DNA-templated transcription. The transcript is spliced from 2 exons. Gene Ontology annotation, molecular function: DNA-binding transcription factor activity; protein dimerization activity.
CAAACAGCAUGUUGCAAAUUGAUAUGGAAAACUCUGAACUCUUCCAAUUCCUUUCCCGCACCAACGGGUCCUUUUUCCACAAUACACCACACAGCUUUUGUAGUUCCUCUAACUAUCACCCCUUGGAGGUUUCUGAAAUUACAGACAUACCCUCCCAACAGGAUAGAGCCCUUGCUGCUAUGAAGAACCACAAAGAAGCUGAGAAGAGAAGGAGGGAGAGAAUCAAUUCCCACCUUGAUGAGCUUCGCACUCUUCUCCCUUGUAACUCUAAGACAGAUAAGGCUUCACUUCUUGCAAAGGUUGUCCAGAGAGUGAAAGAGCUGAAGCAACAAACAUCAGAAAUCACCGAACUCGAAACCAUUCCAUCGGAGACCGACGAGAUCACCGUCCUCUCCGCCGGCUGCGGCGGAGGAGACGGGAAGCUGAUAUUCAAGGCUUCUCUAUGCUGCGAGGACCGCUCCGACCUCAUCCCUGACCUCAUAGAAAUCCUAAAGUCUCUUCAUCUGAAAACCCUGAAAGCAGAAAUGGCAACUUUAGGAGGAAGAACACGCAACGUUCUCAUCGUUGCUGCUGAUAAAGACCACAGCAUUGAAUCAAUCCAUUUCCUUCAGAACUCGCUCAAGUCUUUGCUGGAUCGAUCAACUUCUAGUGAAAGAUCAAAACGACGCCGUGGGUUAGACCGAAGAUUAAUGGCUUAACAAAGUAACCGAGAGAGAGAGAGAGAGAGCCUCAUUAUUUUCAUCAUUCCCUUACAUGAGUUUUAAUCUGUUAAGUUGAUUUGAAUAGGUUGUGUUUGUGGGUUAGUUUUGGUUUUUAGGGUAAUUAAAAGAGAAAAGGGUGAUUGAUUAUUAUUAGUGAUUAUUGUUUCCGAUGUUCUGGGAGAUUAUUUUAACUCCUAUCCACACAUGUGUGAGGUUGAUGUUUUUUUUAUAUGAAUCUCACACACUUUUAUGUGUUUAGGUAAUAAAAUCAUCUCCUGCAAUAUCAGAAAUAUUAAUUACUUAUUAUUAAGUUUAUGUGACAAGGGGAGUAGCUAGCUAGGGUUUAUGUGAUGUUUGGAAUCUUUUGCAUGUGAAGUUAGUAGUAGUAUAGUGUAGUCUUGCAUGUAAGUAGGAAAAACAGGAGGCUAAGAAUCUUACUGAUGGGUAAUGAAGAAAGAAAUGUAGUUUACUUACUUAGUUACGUGCUUUGCAAGUUGUGAGUACUUGUGACAGUGAAGGAAAUGAGUCUGUUUUUUUCUGUAAAAGCAAUGCUUCUGUGAGUUUCCAAGCUAUAGAAAA